This is a messenger RNA of Cynara cardunculus var. scolymus (artichoke), 1496 nucleotides long. RefSeq lists its product as uncharacterized. The coding region runs from base 486 to 1205 and encodes 239 amino acids. The record is from RefSeq and is a predicted model, not a curated record. NCBI's taxonomy places the organism in Eukaryota, Viridiplantae, Streptophyta, Magnoliopsida, Asterales, Asteraceae. Gene Ontology annotation, molecular function: protein binding. The transcript is spliced from 5 exons.
UAAUAUUUUUUUAAUAAAAUACGAAAGAAACAGAAAACCGGUGCUUGACCUUGAUGAUCGAGGGACACCGAGUUCCACACGCAUCCCCAGGCCCCAGCUACCACCGUUUCCUUUUCUCUCUCUUUUUUUUCGCCCUACACUUGAUCUUCGUAAUCCAUCCAGUCAUGUAUUGCUGCUGUUUCGUCAUCUUCUUCCAUAGCCAUAGGAUCUUUCUACUGUUUAAACCAUCUCUAUGAAUUCUUUUCCUUUCCUUUAGCUUUAUUGCUUGUUUGUAGAUUAAACGUCACUUUACUGGCCACCAAAUUCAUCACUUUCUGCAACCUUUUCCUUAAUUUCACUCAACUCUUUUGAUCGUUUUGUCCUCGAUACUUGUUUUAGCUUUGAUUAGUUCCUCUUUUAUGUUGUUGUGGAAAUAAUUGCAUAACUUGUUUAUUUCUUUGCUGUGAAGAUAGAACGCCUUCAGAUACUUCUUCAGCUUUAAGUCAAUGGUGGACAAUAACAUAAUUGUCUCUUUCCCUAAUCUAGAACUAGAUGAUCCUUUUGGUAAACUUCCUGAUCAUCUACUUAUUGAAAUCUUCAUCCGAGUUCCUGUUGUGGAAUGGGGACUAGUGUCUUGUGUAUCCAGGCAAUGGGCUGAUCUCUUUCAACAAGAAUGCCUGUGGCACGCUGCACUUAUCAGAAAAUUUCCUUUAGCUGCCCAGGCCAAAAGAUGGCCUGGUCCAAUUCCUAGAGGAUUAAGCAAAAGGAGGUUUGCUGCGUUAUAUAUCAGCAAACAUUUAUUUUCACUGGACGGUGAAAUGGAUGAGAUUGUAGGUCACACUUACUUGUAUCUAAAAGAUCAACUUGAGAUUACAAACAUGCCUGCUUCAUCUGGAAUACUUCACGGAACCAUAAUAGAUCAGUUUAUAGCCUGUGGCAUGCCAAAAGAGAAGGCUCAUGACCUUGCUUCCGAGAUUUGGUUGACAGUGAUUGAAAAUUUGGAGGAAAGCGAGGAAACAUUUGUGUUGCUGAAGCGACUUGCAGUGGAGGGAGAUGCAUUUCUUCCAUUCCCAUACUCAAGAUCAUACAAAGUCCUGUGGAAGGUAUUUGACAAGCUGUUGACAGAUUUGAGGGAUUGCUUCACCCGAAUGGAAGAGUAUUACGACAUCCUAGGUUGUGCCAAGCAUAAGUUCCAGCCAAUACCAUCCACCUGGUUGGGGUACUAACUACUGGUGCUAAUGCAAUGUUAUGCAUCAACCACAUAAGAAUCAAGUUUUCUAGGUUGGAUUAUGUGUAUAUAAGAUAUGCCUAUAUAUAUGUGUGCGUAGAGGGAGGUUUUGGGGAAAACCCCAAAUAAUGAAAAACUGGGGAACACCCUGGUAUUCAUUUGUAUGAUAUACUCAUGUCCAUACAAGUAAUUAAAGCUGUUUUGUGGUUUCUAUGCACGCGUGCAUACUGGACGAUUACUUGUAUGCAUCUUGUACAGAUGAAUGGGUUACUAAAGUGUUUCUCAGUUU